AUGCCGCUGUGUCCUAACCAGCUGCACCACGGCAGAGAUGAGGAGAUACCCAACUGGAACAUCUUCCGGACGGAGCCGAUCGAAGAGGCGUCCGGCUCGGCCGUCGAGCACCCCAUCUACAAGGCGUCCAUCAAGAUCCUGAAGGUUGUGGUGCACCUGCUGUCCUUCGGCAUCGUGCUGACCGGCUGCGUCGUCGCCAAGGGCACCACGCUCUUCAUGACGGCCCAGCUGAAGCCGGGCAAGACGCUGAUCUACUGCGACAGGAACAUCGGCCUGGGGCGGUCGUGGCGAGUCGAGAUACCCGAGGUGGAACGAGUUGCUUGGGUCUGGUGCCUGUUCUUGGCGUUCGUGGUACCGGAGCUAGGCACCUUCAUCCGGUCGGCCCGCAUUUGCUUCUUCAAGAGCUGGCGGUGGCCGGCGCUCUUGGAGGUGCUGACGGUGGGCCUGCUGGAGGGCCUGCACACCGUCGGCCUUGCCGUGCUGAUGUUCGUGGCGCUGCCCGAGCUGGACUCGGUGCGCGCCCUCAUGCUGACCAACUGCGUCUGCCUGGUGCCGGCCGUGCUGGGUGAGGGUCGGGCCGCACGCGGCGGUCACUGGCUGCGAUCUGUCCACGGCUAG
Pollicipes pollicipes is the source of this 618-nucleotide messenger RNA. Its product is annotated as chitin synthase chs-2-like. The record is from RefSeq and is a predicted model, not a curated record. NCBI's taxonomy places the organism in Eukaryota, Metazoa, Arthropoda, Thecostraca, Pollicipedomorpha, Pollicipedidae. The transcript is spliced from 3 exons. Bases 1 to 618 code for a protein of 205 amino acids.